GUGCGUGUAGAGAGGCUAGAAAAUUUGACUAACCUUCUAGCCUCUUUAGUGCGUGUUGUCGGCGCUGUCGCUGACAACUUGCCCGUCCUCUUCUAUACCCAGAGUGAUAUUCAUGAGAAUAGAAAAGUGCUUUUUCUACGUGUACGGUAACCGCCUUGUACGGUAACCGCCUUGAAGUUUCACCGUGUCUUUGCUGUAAUGAAGCUAAAACACCUGAAGAGCAUCCUGGAUGAUGUUGACACUUUUGAUUCUCCGAACGUUCAUUUGGAGCAAUACCCGACGCCACCGGACAUUGCAGCACACGUGAUGCAUCAUGUGUUCAGCCAAGGGGAAAUCGAAGGCAAAUUGGUGGCCGAUCUUGGUUGCGGUGCAGGGAUACUGAGCAUAGGUGCUGCUGUUCUGAACGCGGGACAAAUAGUUGGAUUCGACAUCGAUGCUGCUGCCCUGCAAAUGUGUUUGCAAAACUGCACAGAAAUGGAAAUAGCUACCAUGGACAUGAUACAGUGGGACCUUGCACUGCCGCCAGACAUGCGAUGGAAAGGGGCAUUUGACACUGUAGUUAUGAACCCUCCAUUCGGCACUAGGACAAAGGGUCUUGACAUGGUUUUUCUGAAGGCAGCACUCUUCAUGUCAUCAGGUUCUGUUUACAGUUUGCAUAAGACUUCAACGAGAGAGCAUAUUAAGAAGAAAUCUGAGGAAUGGGGUGUCGACUGCAGAGUGGUGGCGGAGCUUCGCUAUAACAUUGAUCGACUGUACACAUUUCACAAACGUGACUCGGCAGAUGUUGCCGUUGACUUUGUUCAUUUCUCACCACGCAGAGUCCCAGGGAGCUCAUAGAUCAUUGGACAUCCUGUUAUCCCUUACAUGGUUGUUGUUGCACAUCAAAACACCUUUCAGGGCUGAGGCUGUGAAAAACAGUUUAUUUUGAAACGUUUACAAAUAUGGGGUCAUGAUUCUAAGUCGCAUAUAUACAAGAGCAAGCCAUGCAUUAUAAGAACUGGGGGCACAAGUCAUAUCUAUGGCAACAAGCUUUGCUGCUUAUAUAAAACAACUCACAACUCACAAAAAAUAACACAUUUAACAAGAGGGCACUGUAAAAUUGCAUUAUCACUUUUCAGUUUACAAAGCUUAGUAUGUCUAGUGUUUUACUUUCAGAUUGACAUCUCAGAAGGCCUACAAAGAAACUAAGCAUUGUUUCAACGUUCUUGAGCACUGAUAUGUGUUCAGAACAACUUGAGACGAAAUAACAGUCUUUGCACCAACUUUUGCUGGUGACCAGUGAAAAUGGCUUGGCAAAGCUGUCAUGUAGAACUGUCGACAUAUAUUAACUUCAGUAGUGGGAAAGCUCAUCUCACAUUAAUAAAUGAAAAACAAAUAUUUACAUAUCAGACCGUGUUCUCAACACUUCGCUAAUGACUUUAUGAAGAACAAGUUGAGUAAUAGAAGCAGUAAAGAGGUUCAAGAGCUUUUGGAUACGUGACUGCAAUAUUUGUACUUCGUUCUUAUGAUUUCAUGAAGUUUUCUUAACUGAUAAAGUUGCAUGUUCAGUUGAGUGACCUAGCAAUUGCAAAUAUAAGUUAUAAAGAGCACUCUGUCUGCAUGUUAACAGGGCAUUAUGUAUACUAUCACCAUCUUUAUUUGUUCAUUUCAGCAGUUUGUUGUUUUUCAAUGUGCAAAAAAUUGUUAUUGUGAAAUGUCAAUUGAGGUACAGUUUACAGCAUGCCACUGUGUUAUCUAAUGUUUUUUAUGGUUUGUACUUUUCAUACGAUUAUUGCCAAGUGGUGACAGCUGAUUGUGCCUGUAUAGUGCUUAUCAAAUAAAUGCAAGGCUGAAUUGA
Molecule: messenger RNA, 1837 nt
Organism: Dermacentor silvarum
Lineage: Eukaryota; Metazoa; Arthropoda; Arachnida; Ixodida; Ixodidae
Gene: Mettl5
Product: rRNA N6-adenosine-methyltransferase METTL5
Exons: 5
Coding region: 199-837 (212 amino acids)
Biological process (GO): rRNA methylation
Molecular function (GO): rRNA (adenine-N6-)-methyltransferase activity; nucleic acid binding
Source: RefSeq, a predicted model, not a curated record